AUGGGACUUCGAGUAUCCUUGAAGAGCCUUUUGUCGAAAAACGACAACAAUCAGCCUCAGCAGCCCACCACAUGCUGCAACCACGAUGUGCAACUCUUGUUGCCCUACAGCAAUUUCACUCCUUCAAACCCCGAAGCGAGCCACCAGACGAGUGCCAGCUCCAAUCUUCAUAGGGCCGAGACCUCCAACGUUCAGGCCGGCUAUAGCCUAGAGAAGGCUCUGACGAGAAAGCCGGUUUCUCCACCGGCUUCUACUCUGGGGAUCACUAAUUCUUUGGAUACGGGCGAAGCGCAUUCCUCAAAAGACGGCAUAGCCUGUUCUGAAAAGCAAUACAGCCUUGCGGAGAUGGCUGCUCGCGUAGCCUACACAGCUCAAGGUAACAGCCGCCGGGCAAACAAUCGCGAUGCCUCACCUCCUUCACCUGACCCUACAAUCAAGAUUGGGACUGCAAUUGCCAUCAAACGCGGUCCGCUUACAAACCACUCAAAAGAGCCUCGAUCAAGCAACAUGGUUCAUUCGCCGCCAAGUCUUGCCACAGACAAAUUUCUCCCGAUCCCGCCAAGCUAUUUGACUUGCGAGGGCAGCGGCUGUGGUGAUGCCGCCGGGUCGAACACAUACAUCCCGGCACUCCCCAUGUCGGGCAACGACAGCUUCCACUCGCGCGUUACCACAUGGGCCUCCAACAUCAGCGCCAGCAAACAGUCGUCUGGCAAACAACUUGGCAUCAUUUCGGAGGAGACAUCUGGCAAUGCUUUCACUUACCUCGUACCCACGCCUACGAAGCCAAAACGAAAGUCGAAGAAGGCCACCGUCGCUAGCAGUCAUCUAUCGAGGGGAACUAUGCGGGCGUCAACGUCAGGGUGA
Molecule: messenger RNA, 864 nt
Organism: Colletotrichum destructivum
Lineage: Eukaryota; Fungi; Ascomycota; Sordariomycetes; Glomerellales; Glomerellaceae
Exons: 1
Coding region: 1-864 (287 amino acids)
Source: RefSeq, a predicted model, not a curated record